AUCAUCGCCAACCUCAUUUUCUUUCCCAUUUCCAUCCCCCUUUCCAUCGAUAAUUCUCUAUAAUCCCCUUAUUCCCAUCGAGCAUCCAUCUCUCAGCAAAAUGGGCGUCAGCGGGGAGCCCACGGGCACGCCCGACCCUGUCGACAAGGGUUUCGCCACCCUCAAUACCGUCCGGAUCGGUGUUAAAGCUAUGGUGCAGAAGGAUGGCGAAUUGAGAAAGGCGGAGAUCUUGUCGAUUCGACAGCGGAAGGAUGGUCCUAGUUUUUAUGUUCACUAUGUGGACUUCAAUAAGCGUCUUGAUGGCCCCAGCAAGAACACACAGAAGCGUCCCCGAGCCGGGAGCCGUGAAGUGUCCGCCACUCCUGAUCGUCUCACCGGCAAGAACGUCAACAUCGGGAAAGUCCAGCGUCCGUCCAAAGCGGGCGGAAAGGAGAACCGCGGCGAUGAGACUCCGCGCCUCUCCAUCGGUGGCUCGGAAGCCGUCUCCUCAGACGGGACCCCCAAACCAGAGUCCGACGACGUCGACAUGAUCGACAUUGGCUUCUCCGAGACCAAAGCCGAAAAGGAACAGAGCAAGAUGUCCCGCGAGCAGGAGCUCGAGCGGCUCCGAACAAGCGGUAGCAUGACACAGAACCCCACAGAAAUCCACCGCGUCCGCAACCUGAACCGUCUCCAAAUGGGCAAGUUCGACAUCGAGCCGUGGUACUUCUCUCCUUACCCAGCCUCCUACUCCGACGUCGACAUGGUCUACAUCGACGAGUUCUGCCUCAGCUACUUCGACAGCCGCCGUGCCUUCGAGCGCCACCGCGCAAAAUGCACGCUCGUCCACCCGCCCGGCAACGAGAUCUACCGCGACGACAACAUCUCCUUCUUUGAGGUCGACGGCCGUCGCCAGCGCACCUGGUGUCGCAACCUCUGUCUUCUCAGCAAGCUCUUCCUAGACCACAAGACCCUUUACUACGACGUCGACCCCUUCCUCUUCUACUGCAUGUGCACCCGUGACGAAACAGGCUGCCAUCUCGUCGGAUACUUCUCCAAGGAGAAGGACUCCGCGGAGGGGUAUAACCUCGCUUGUAUCCUCACGUUGCCACAGUACCAGCGCCGUGGAUUCGGCCGCCUGCUCAUCUCCUUCAGCUACGAGCUCAGCAAGCGGGAGGGCAGACUCGGCUCGCCCGAGAAACCGCUCAGUGAUUUGGGCUUGCUGGGUUACCGACAGUAUUGGCGGGAGACGCUCGUGGAACUGCUUAUUGAACCCCACCGGGAAGCGUUCAGCGAGAAUGAACUCGCUACGAUGACUUCCAUGACGGAGAAGGAUGUCCACGAGACACUUGUCGUUUUUAAUAUGCUGAGAUAUCACGUAUUUCCUCCCCCAACCCUUUCUUUCCCUUUUUUUCUGUUGUCAAUCAACAAGAAUCCAAACUAACACCCCACAGAAAGGAAACUGGGUCAUAGUCCUCACAGACCAAGUCGUCGAAGAGCACAAGAAACGCCUCGAAAAAGAGAAAAUCAAAGGCAAGCGCAGCAUUGAUCCUGCACGAUUGCAGUGGAAACCGC
Molecule: messenger RNA, 1554 nt
Organism: Aspergillus campestris IBT 28561
Lineage: Eukaryota; Fungi; Ascomycota; Eurotiomycetes; Eurotiales; Aspergillaceae
Product: NuA4 histone acetyltransferase complex catalytic subunit ESA1
Exons: 5
Coding region: 101-1423 (440 amino acids)
Biological process (GO): regulation of DNA-templated transcription
Molecular function (GO): histone acetyltransferase activity
Source: RefSeq, a predicted model, not a curated record